AAAUCCGGCACUGCACCGAGCCGGGGAGCCGGCAGCGCGUGCGCAGGCGGCUCCAGCCAGCCGGGGAGCCGUGCAUGUCCGUGGGACUCCCGAGCCGCGGCGCAGAGAAGAGCGGGGGGACGCGGGGCAGCAGCCGCCGGGCUCGCGGGCGCGAUCCGAGCGGGAUUUAAGCUGCAGAGGGAAGCUGCGGUGCCCGGUCCUUCCUCGCUCCCACUCGCCUCCUGUGCCCUAAGGUGACACCGCCCGGCGCCAGCUGCAGAAUGGGGAAACAGAACAGCAAACUGGCCCCUGAAGUGAUGGAGGAUCUGGUGAAGAGCACGGAGUUUAAUGAACACGAACUCAAACAAUGGUACAAAGGAUUUCUAAAGGACUGUCCAAGUGGUAGACUGAACCUUGAGGAAUUUCAGCAGCUCUACGUAAAGUUUUUUCCAUAUGGUGAUGCUUCAAAGUUUGCCCAACACGCUUUCAGAACCUUUGAUAAGAAUGGUGAUGGAACCAUUGACUUCAGAGAGUUCAUUUGUGCCCUGUCCAUCACCUCAAGAGGAAGUUUUGAACAGAAACUAAACUGGGCCUUCAACAUGUAUGAUUUAGAUGGGGAUGGUAAAAUUACAAGAGUGGAGAUGCUGGAGAUCAUAGAGGCCAUUUACAAAAUGGUGGGCACUGUGAUAAUGAUGAAAAUGAAUGAAGAUGGUCUCACGCCAGAGCAACGAGUAGACAAGAUUUUCAGCAAGAUGGAUAAGAACAAAGAUGACCAGAUCACACUGGAUGAAUUCAAAGAAGCUGCAAAGAGUGAUCCUUCCAUUGUAUUACUCCUGCAGUGUGACAUUCAAAAAUGAGCUUGUGUAAAAUGCAUUAAAGACUGCACAGAAGUUUAAAUGUUCCAUUCAGUUUGCAGCUAUUUCCACACACAAAAAAUUGCUUGGACUACCUGUAAAUGGACUUGCUUCUUGUGUUUGAAACACUUGUGUGCAUGAGAAUGUCAUUUGCUAAAGAAUUUUAAAAGUAUAUAUUAUAAAAUAAACUGCCACAAUGUGACGUGUGCAAUGUCAUUUCAUAACAACCCUAUUCCUCUGAAGCCUGUGCAGCAGUACUGUGCUGCCGUGAAUUAUAUUCUUUAUUGUUCAUGUUUUACUGCUGCUCGCUCUGUGUCUCCUAGACUGAGUAAUGUUAGUGACACUGAAUUCCCAUGGUAAUGUAACUGUUUAUUAUAAACCAUGUCACCAUUCUGCUGUAAAGUAGUACUGGACAGACAGAGGAGAAAGUUCCUCAGUUCUUGAGUCUGAUCCACACGUGCUUGUAUUGUCAGUGAAUAUAAAUGUACUUCAUUUGCAUGCC
This is a messenger RNA of Alligator mississippiensis (American alligator), 1335 nucleotides long. It is a transcript of the gene VSNL1, whose product is annotated as visinin like 1. The coding region runs from base 261 to 836 and encodes 191 amino acids. The transcript is spliced from 4 exons. Gene Ontology annotation, molecular function: calcium ion binding. NCBI's taxonomy places the organism in Eukaryota, Metazoa, Chordata, Crocodylia, Alligatoridae. The record is from RefSeq and is a predicted model, not a curated record.